Messenger RNA from Erigeron canadensis, 1021 nucleotides. Its product is annotated as chaperone protein dnaJ 6-like. NCBI's taxonomy places the organism in Eukaryota, Viridiplantae, Streptophyta, Magnoliopsida, Asterales, Asteraceae. The transcript is spliced from 7 exons. The record is from RefSeq and is a predicted model, not a curated record. The coding region runs from base 90 to 920 and encodes 276 amino acids.
ACACACUCCCGUAUGUAUAUAUAUAUUUCUGAUUUAGUUAUACCAUCAUCAACAAAUUUCCAAACAAUUAAGAAUCUUGUUUCUCUGAAAUGGGUAAAAGAAAAGAUACCUGUGCUGCUGCUGACGAUGAUGAAAUCAUGGAAGAAAACAAGCACAAUCAAAGCUUGUACGAGAUUCUCGGCGUAGAAAGAACAGCAUCUCAGCAGGAUAUAAAAAAGGCAUACCAUAAGCUGGCAUUGCGCUUACAUCCUGAUAAUAAUCCUGAUGAUGAGAAUGCCAAAGAAAAAUUUCAGCAACUGCAGAAAGUUGUAUCAAUACUUGGAGAUGAGGAGAAACGAGCACUAUAUGAUCAGACUGGCUGUGCUGAUGAUGCUGAUCUUGCUGGGGACAUGUUUCAAGAUUUAAAGGACUUCUUCAGAUCCAUGUACAAAAAGGUCACAGAGGCUGAUAUUGAAGAAUUUGAAGCCAAUUACAGAGGAUCCGAAUCAGAGAAAACAGAUUUAUAUGAUCUUUACAAGAAACACAAAGGUCAUAUGAACAAGCUCUUUUGCUCCAUGUUAUGCUCGGAUCCUAAACUUGAUUCUCAUCGAUUCAAGGAUAUCCUUGAUGAGGCAAUUUCUGCAGGUGAGUUGAAGUCAACCAAAGCGUAUCAGAAAUGGUCUAAACAGGUGUCUGACACAAAACCACCCACAAUCCUAUUACGUCGUAAGGAAAAAUCAAAGAAAGAGUCGGAUGAUCUAUAUGCCAUCAUUUCACAGCGACAAAGUGAGAGGAAAGGCCGUCUAGACUCGAUGUUUUCCUCUCUAAUCGACAAAUAUGGUGGUGGGCAACCGAGUUCUGAACCCACUGAAGAAGAAUUUGAAGCUGCCAGGGAAAAGCUUGAAAAACGCAAGGGUUCUAGCAAAUCUAAACACAAGUAACUAAAUCGCUAAUAUGUAUGUUUGUGUGUGUCUGCAAAUUCUAUACCAUCCUUAUAACUUGUGAAAUAGUCUAUACUUUUUGCCCAUUAUGUAUGCAUCUU